UCACCUCGGAUCUUUCAACCAGUCCAGCCUACCCAACAGUACGCCACUUCUACGCCUGCGCGGGGACGGUGAGGCGGGGCCCGCAACUUCCUCAGCGGGAGGGGGAGUGCACACUGGAGCCGCCGGAAGAGAACGACUCUAAUCUGGAUCAGCUUCCCAAUCAACUGAGCAAGGAGCCAGGCUUUCUGGGUUACAACAUGGCGGCUACCAGUGGAACUGAUGAACCGGUUUCCGGGGAGUUGGUGUCUGUGGCACAUGCGCUUUCCCUCCCAGCAGAGUCCUAUGGCAACGAUCCUGACAUUGAGAUGGCUUGGGCCAUGAGGGCAAUGCAGCAUGCUGAAGUCUAUUACAAGCUGAUUUCAUCAGUUGACCCACAGUUCCUGAAACUCACCAAAGUAGAUGACCAAAUUUACUCUGAGUUCCGGAAAAAUUUUGAGAAGCUGAAGAUAGAUGUAUUGGACCCAGAAGAACUCAAGUCAGAAUCAGCCAAAGAGAAGUGGAGGCCAUUCUGCUUAAAGUUUAAUGGGAUUGUUGAAGACUUCAACUAUGGUACUUUGCUGCGACUAGAUUGUUCUCAGGGCUACACUGAAGAAAACACCAUCUUUGCCCCCAGGAUACAAUUCUUUGCCAUUGAAAUUGCUCGGAACCGGGAAGGCUGUAACAAAGCUGUUUAUAUCAGUGUUCAGGACAAAGAAGGAGAGAAAGAAGUCAACAAUGGAGGAGAAAAAAGAGCUGACAGGGGAGAAGAGAACACCAAGAAUAGAGGAGAGAAAGGAGUUGAUAGUGGAGAAGAAAAAGAGGAAGGAAUCAACAGAGAAGAGAAAACUGACAAAGGAGGAGAAAAAGGGGAAGAAGCUGACAAAGACAUCAACAGAAGUGGUGAAAAAGCUAUGUAAGGUAUACAGGGAGCAGCACUCUAGAAGCUGUGUGUCAAUUGAGCCUACAAGCACCACAGUGCUACUUGCACAGACCUCUUUGGUUAAAUGUAAAUUCUUGUGCAAUUUAAGAACACUCAGGAGGACAUCCUUCUAGCCUAAUAGGAUCUGCUCUUGUGGUUACCUUGUAUGAACUGUCCUAAAGACUAAUAGUGGGGUAUUAGUUGUUUUUUUUCUGGUGUACUGUUUUUUGGCUGUCACCACUGGUCAAGUAAGAAAUUUUGUAAAUAAAUGUCUUUUGGUUCUUUUUA
Callithrix jacchus (white-tufted-ear marmoset) is the source of this 1186-nucleotide messenger RNA. RefSeq names its product polysaccharide biosynthesis domain containing 1 (gene PBDC1). NCBI's taxonomy places the organism in Eukaryota, Metazoa, Chordata, Mammalia, Primates, Cebidae. Gene Ontology annotation, cellular component: cytoplasm. The record is from RefSeq and is a predicted model, not a curated record.